AUUCCAGUCGCUUUCUGACUUCACUGCAGUGCAUUACGCAGAGCACAAGUCCUGCAUCGUAUCCAGCAGAGACAGAUAGGGCUUCUCUCGGUUCCAGGCAGUGGACCAUGAAGAUGUCAAUUUUAUUUUCACUUUGCAUCUUUGCUUUCCCUGGCUUUUCCCAGGGCAGGGUUGUUGGAGUGGAUGAAGCUGGCUUUGCCGAAUGCAAUGAGUUCUUUUAUGGAGAAACCCCACCAGAAGGAUUUACGGAGUCUUUCCAUGUGAAAAUCUGUCAGCAGUACAACAAAGAGCCACGCUUUGCAACGCUCUACAGCACGGAGGACAAGACCCCUCUUUAUUCUGCUUUUAAAUACAGAAAAGCAGCUCAGAGAGGGGAGGAGAGCUGGCUGGUUGAACCGCAGAUAGAUGAUCCUGGAAAUGACUUGGAGGAAAUGGUGCAUGAAGCUGUUGCUGUUGGCUCAGUGAACAACCUUGGAGCAAACCAAGCCCUGACCACAGACUAUGUGGACUCUGGUUAUGAGAGAGGGCAGCUAAACCCCAGCUCCCUCAAUGAAGAUGAUUUCCAGCUAGCCACAUACACCCUUACUAAUGCUGUCCCUAUGACUCCCUCUCUCAGUAAAAGCUGGCACAAGGAUGUCGAGGAUAUAGUAGAGCAAGCUUUGGCCCCACAUUGCGAAAAUGGGGCUCACCUGUAUCUUGUUGCAGGUGCUGUUCCGUCCAGCCUCAAAGUUAAAGACAAGGUGUCCAUACCAGAGUUUCUCUGGCUGGCAGCUUGCUGUGAUGCUCCGAAGGUAUGGUCUGUGGGCUUUCUGAAACGUUCGAGUGGUGAAAACAGUAUAGAAGACCUGUCUGUGGAAGAGCUGGAGAAGCAGCUUCCUUCAGGAGCUCACUUGUUUAAGAGCAAUUGUGGGGGAGGCAGCCAAAGCCAGGAGAAAAUGGAAGCCAUAUUGCAAACCAUAAACCAGAUCCAGUCUGAAGCGCCCAUAGUACAAACCACAGCCGGGAGAGUCGACUGGCACAUGAAUUACCAGAGAGGCCAGGAGAAGCAUGGAGAGGGUAGCCUGCUGAAAAGAGUAGCUGGCAUCGUUGCAGCCCCUUUCACCAAGCUGCUGAGACUCGUUGGCUAUGUGUUGGUGGAGAUGGUGAGAUACAUGUGUUAUUUCCUGUGGUAUGUCGUCAAGCAGCUCAGCAACACUGCAAUGGGCAGACUCUACAGCUUAUGGAAUGGAGUGAUGUCCUAUGGCAAAGAAAUCAGCACAGUGCUGGUGAACAUCCCCAGGGAUGUGGCCAAGGUUGCAGCAAACAUCGUCAUGGGCUUUGUCCAGAUCUUCCAGAACACCCUGAGCCUCAUCUAUAGGAUUCUCAGCGUCCCCAUUGGACUCUUCCUUCAUAUCAUGGUUUUCCCCUUAGACACUGUCUGUGCCAUUCCCAUCGUCCUCAAAGACAUAGCCGCUGGAGUUGGUGGCACUUGCUCUCUCAUUGUCGAUGCCACAGCUGCCGUGAUAUCUGGUUUUUAUUACAUAGCUACUCACCUAGGCAAAAAGUUUGUCCCUAAGCUCUCUUCUGGUGACUGAUAGGGAUGGAAAACAGAACUGCACAGACACAUAGUGAAAGAAAAGUGGGGCAAUAUGUUCUGAUAUGUGACCAGUGCUGACAGUUCUUGUUGGUAUUCAUUGCAGUGACAUUAAUAACACCAAAUCAAUCUGGUGGUCACAUGGAGGACCUAUGGCACUUCAAAAGGGAAUUCCAUUACAAAUCGACUUCCACUUAUUGUAAAGUGUUCAGGGUUUCAACCGGGGUGACAAGCUGUCUGUGGAUUUCAAGGCCAAUGUCAAGCUGCUUCUGCUCUGAGA
Chelonoidis abingdonii (Abingdon island giant tortoise) is the source of this 1853-nucleotide messenger RNA. It is a transcript of the gene ENDOD1, whose product is annotated as endonuclease domain containing 1. Gene Ontology annotation, molecular function: hydrolase activity; metal ion binding; nucleic acid binding. NCBI's taxonomy places the organism in Eukaryota, Metazoa, Chordata, Testudines, Testudinidae. The record is from RefSeq and is a predicted model, not a curated record.